AUGACCAACGCCAGAAACGACGGCUCUCUCCCCUGGUUGAGACCCGACACCAAGACCCAGGUCACCGUUGAGUACGAGCACGACGGCGGUGCCGUCAUUCCCAAGCGCGUCGACACUGUCGUUGUUUCCGCCCAGCACAGCCCCGACAUCACCACCGAGGAGCUCCGCAAGGAGAUUCUUGAGAAGAUCAUCAAGAAGGUCAUCCCCGCCAAGUACCUUGACGACAAGACCGUCUACCACAUCCAGCCCUCAGGCCUCUUCAUCAUCGGUGGUCCCCAGGGUGACGCCGGUCUUACUGGUCGUAAGAUCAUUGUCGACACCUACGGUGGUUGGGGUGCCCACGGUGGUGGUGCCUUCUCCGGAAAGGACUACUCCAAGGUCGACCGUUCCGCUGCCUACCUUUCCCGCUGGAUCGCCAAGUCCCUGGUCAAGGCUGGUCUCGCCCGCCGCUGUCUCGUCCAGCUCUCCUACGCCAUUGGUGUUGCCGAGCCCCUCUCGCUCUUCGUCGAGUCCUACGGUACCUCCGACAAGUCCUCUGACGAGCUUGUCGAGAUCAUCCGCAAGAACUUCGACCUCCGUCCCGGUGUCAUUGUUAAGGAGCUCAACCUCACCAACCCCAUCUACAACCGUACUGCCAAGAACGGUCACUUCAGCGACCAGACCUUCACCUGGGAGCAGCCCAAGGAGCUCAAGUUCUAA
Molecule: messenger RNA, 699 nt
Organism: Aureobasidium vineae
Lineage: Eukaryota; Fungi; Ascomycota; Dothideomycetes; Dothideales; Saccotheciaceae
Source: the annotation of a GenBank genome assembly